Molecule: messenger RNA, 1644 nt
Organism: Trichophyton verrucosum HKI 0517
Lineage: Eukaryota; Fungi; Ascomycota; Eurotiomycetes; Onygenales; Arthrodermataceae
Exons: 4
Coding region: 1-1644 (547 amino acids)
Source: RefSeq, a predicted model, not a curated record
AUGAUGAUUCGCCCUUUUACCCUAUUUCUUUGCAUUUUAAUCUGCAGUUCCUCCGGCCUCUCGUUCACACCAUGCCCGCUUCUAGGGCCAGCAUUCCCUGAGUUCACCUUGGAUACGGGCUCUGAAGUCCUAACCUCCGCUCUCAAGAAUCUUACGAAGGCGUUCGAUAAACUAGUUCUCGAAGGGAACGGGGAUCAUGGAGAGAUCUUUCCUAACACUACUUCUUUCAGUUUAUCAUUGUUCUCCGUUAACGAAGGCAACGCAAGCGACCAGCCCUAUUUCUUUGAUUACCACUACACGGCGCCACCCUUGAAAUUUCACCCUGUGGGGAAAGAUACUAUCUAUCGCAUCGGCGGUUUGACUGAGAUUUUCACCGUUUGGACUAUUCUGAUCGAAGCAGGAGACCGCAUCUGGAAUACCCCUGUAACAGAGUACAUCCCUGAACUAGCUGAUGCUGUGAGCUACCGCAAUGGAAAAAAAAAUCCAGUGAGCUACGUUGACUGGGAGACUAUUACGGUUGGCCAGCUCGCAAGCCAUAUGGCCGGAAUUUCCAGGGGUUCUUCGAUGCCCGAUUUGAGCAAACAAUCUGCAUUCCCUUUCGCCGAUCUACCACCUUUUCCGGCCCCUGAUACUCCUCCCUGUAUUUCGAAAUCCUCAUGCAACAGAACUGGAUAUAUCGUGGAGUCCAUUGCUGGAAAGCCGUUUGCGUCUGUACUUAAUCAACGCAUUCUUGAGCCUCUCAAACUAGGAAAGACAAGUUUACUCUUAACUGAAGACCCGUCGCCAAGGGUGCUCCCAGCGGAUACGAACAGUCACGGAUGGAUGCAAGGUGGAGCAGAGACAGCUGCAAUUUCAAUGCUCUCCACUGUUACCGAUCUCGCCGUUGCUGGAAAAUCUAUUCUGGCGGCAACCCUCCUCUCGCGCGCCCAAACCAACCGCUGGCUGAAACCCGUUGCCCACACUUCAAACCCUGCAAACUCAGUAGGAUAUCCAUGGGUUAUAUAUAGUGCGGGAGACUAUCCCGACACACCGAUAAUAGACGUGUAUACGACUCUUAGCACCGUCGGCUUGUAUAGCUCAUAUAUUGGCCUUGUUCCUGACUUCAACGUUGGAUUUACUAUCCUAGCUACAGAUAGUAACACGAGCCCAGAUCUCAAUCCCCAUACUGGUGUUAUCGGGGACAACUUGUUGCCAGCCUUGACCAAGAUUGCGGCCAUCCAAGCCAGCACAAAUUUUGGAGGACUCUACUCUUCACAUAUAGCAAACUCGUCCAUCACUGUUUCUGCGGAUAGCUCGCCAGGUCUAGUUAUUGAUACAUGGAUCAGCAACGGCACUGACUUCCGGGCGACAUUGGCCGCCUUAAAUGGUGUUGAGGAGGUUGAUGCAUUGAGCAUGCGGCUUUAUCCAGCACAUCUUAUCUCCAAGCGAACCCCUAUAUCGAGACAAGCCUUCAGAGCAGUCUUCCAGGACAAGAAUGAGUUCGCUGAUUAUGGGACUCCUACCUGUGUGACUUGGCUGAGCGUUGAUAGUUUGAAGUACGGAGGAGCGUCGCUUGAUCAGCUUAUAUUCGAGGUGGACACCAAUGGGAAAGCUCUGGAUGUUGAAAUCCCGGCGUUACAGAUUACACUUGAAAAGCAGAAAUAG